This is a messenger RNA of Phytophthora sojae, 963 nucleotides long. RefSeq lists its product as hypothetical. Bases 1 to 963 code for a protein of 320 amino acids. The transcript is spliced from 2 exons. The record is from RefSeq and is a predicted model, not a curated record. Lineage: Eukaryota; Oomycota; Peronosporomycetes; Peronosporales; Peronosporaceae.
AUGCAGCGGAUCCACGACGAUGCUGUUGCGGAGGAGCAGCACUUUGAUCCGUUAACGAAUCAAAAGCGCGAUUAUUACAUCAGGUUCUUCCACGAGCUCCGGUACUUUUCCAGCAAGAAGACUUCUUCUCGCAGCAAAAACUUCAACAAGAAACCGGCUGCUUAUCGCGAGCGGGUUAAGCAUGCCCCUGAGCGCUUCGAGACAUUCUCGACGCGCGGGCGGCUGGAGCAGCUCCACAGAUCCUCUGUGGACGCUGGUAUUCCGUGCGCUGUGCCCGAAGGCCAUCACUGCACGUUGUGUCUUCCGGGUGCGGUGCGCUUGAGCGACCGCGACCUAAACGGGUACACGACUAUUCGUGUACCUGCGAGUCUCAAGGAUCUCCGUGCCAAGUUCUUGGCACGCGAGGAACGCGACGAUCGUGGGACUUCGGGCACGGUAGGUGACCACAGCGCUCGCACUACCUUCGCGUCGGCAGUGCGUGGUGAGCUUCGUAUGCCCUUACCAUUUCUGGAACGUCCUGCAGCAGGACGCCCCGCGGCUCCCAUGUAUCUUGGUGGGGCGGAAACCCUCUCCAACGAAUACGAUAACGAACCGGCUGCCGGUUCGUUUUCGGGAUACUAUGGUUCACAAUACGCUCAACAAUCCAGCGUGCUGAGCCGCGGGCAUUGCGGAUCGGAGGCGGCGGUAGUGGGAACACGCCGCGGGUAUGGUCAACCUGGGGUUGACCUUGGUCCGACGCUCGAGGAGCUGAUCGCUGCUGUGGAACAGCAUCAGAGCCGGGAGUUCGCCGCUCUGAAGCAGGUGGUGGCGAUCCUGAGGGCUCAAGCCGCUCAGGGUUCGCAGACCGCGUCGGACAUCUCUGUCGACGUGGGAGGUCGCGUCGCACGCUUGGCCCAGCGCGUUCACGCGCUGGAGCAGAGGUUCGCUCCCACUGGGGCUUCCGCUUCGAGCCAGCCGAGCUAG